Molecule: messenger RNA, 577 nt
Organism: Drosophila innubila
Lineage: Eukaryota; Metazoa; Arthropoda; Insecta; Diptera; Drosophilidae
Exons: 3
Coding region: 57-389 (110 amino acids)
Source: RefSeq, a predicted model, not a curated record
GGUAUAAAUUGGCUGCGUCAGUCGAAAUAUGAGCCACACCUAUUCGAACUGUCAAGAUGAAUUCUACUACUUCUGUUAUCUGCCUAUUGGCUCUUGUGCUAAGCACCACUGAUGUAUAUGGGGCAACUCAUAUCGGAAUAUUCAAGAGUGAUGAUCAUCCGGGAAAAUGUGUGCUUGAUGCCGAUACAAUCUUAGAUGAGGGCCAAGUUAUAACACGUAAUUGCGAACGCGUCUCUUGUGGCUCUGAAGGAUUUGUAGAAUUUGCCGGGUGUGGUGUAAAAGGUGUUUCAAAGCCCUGCACUCUGGGCGAAUUUAAGUAUCCCAAAGCGGAUUAUCCCAAAUGUUGCAUCAAUGUGUUGCAUUGUCCAGAUGGAGAUAGUUUAGUUUAAGUUUUUUUUAAUAAAUAAAAAAAUUAAAAAUAAAAAAUAAGCGCUAUUUAAAAUAAUAAUGAGCUUCGUUGCUAAGAAUUGAGACUAGGUUAUUUUUACUAAAUUUAUAGCGUUGUUUCUUAACAAUUGUAAUCGAUAUUUAACAUCAAGUAAUGAAUAUAAACAAGAUCAAGCUGCUAUUGACUUUG